UCCAGACUUUACCUAUUCAAUGAGGCAAACUGGCAUACAUAGUUCACAGAGGCAUUACAGAAUUCCCAAUCGUGGAAUAAGUGUCCCACAUUCUAUAACUGUGUUCAAGUCAGGAGAGAGAUGGAUAUCCUGGAGACAAGUGCAUAUGAUCGCAGACAACGCAGGAACACGUCCUGUGUUCUAUUUCUUUAUCUCCUCCCAUUUUUUGCAUCCUGCACAUUAUAUUUCUUCUUGUGGAUCCCAGACUCCGCCCCCUCCGUUCUAUCUGCUGGCAUAAAGGCCGCCCCUGUCUUCUCUCUGGCUCUUCUGGUAUUCAGCUAUAAUGGGGGGCGGAGUCUCAUGGGUGUGGCUGGAGGAUUGCUGUUCUCAGUGGGCGGAGACUGUUGCCUUGUGUGGCCACAACUUUUUAUCCAUGGAAUGGGCUGCUUUGCUCUAGCCCACAUUCUUUACUCUGUGUCUUUCCUCUCCUCUCGAUAUUCUACAACAUCCUCCUCUUCCUUAUUCUUCAUCCUUUACCUCCUGCUCUGGUUGAUCGGCGGUGGAAUUUAUGCUUACUUGGUGCCAUUCCUCCGACUUGAUCCAGAUGGAGAUGUUCUCGUUCCAGCCAUAGGGGGUUACAUCUUGCUCAUUGUCAUAAUGGCCACGCUGGCUGUUCGUACAAGGAGACCAUUCCUCCUGCUGGGCAGCCUGGUCUUCAUGGCUUCGGACCUUAUAAUUGCACUAACAAAGUUCAAUGUCGUUGAUCUCGAAAACGAAAAGCACAUCAUUAUGAUAACAUACUACCUGGCACAGCUGAUGAUUGCGCUGGGUGAUGUGAAGGCAACACUGGAGGAAGAUGCUGAUGAUUUACUCAAAUGGAAGAGAUCAUAAGGGCACAGGAUAUUAGCUCAGCCAUAAGGCACCAGUAAUGCUAAUCAAGCCCAAAUUUGUGUAUCUUCACUGAGAAGAGUUGAUCACUGUGUAAAAUAGUACCACGGUCCUAUUUUACCCAGUGAUGUGUCUGUCUAGCUGUAAAUGCAGAACUGAGCAGACACGGGCUCACAUGAGUGAGUACAAGCAUCCCUAAAUAUCCAAAAUAUUACACUGACCUAUCAAUUAAAAUGAUUCUUCAUGUUUACCUGUCUACAGCAGUUGAUGAAGGCCAAACUCCAAACAACAGGCUCUGUGUGACAUGAACUAAAACUGAUGAACUCCUGAAAACAUUUUUUUUUUCCUAACAUAGAUAGAAUUCUUUUUACGUGACAUGCUCAGAUCCUUCACAUCUUUAACACUGAGCCCUGCGACCAUAUAAUUGUAAGAGCAGAGGAGAGUGUGUCAUACUUGAACAGUAAUAAACGUGUAUGUCACGUGUGAUGAAAUUAUUCUUAUUGAUUAAUUCAUGAGUUGCUGGCAAUAUAGAACUAUAAGACAUUGUCAACUUUAUAUUAUAAAAAUAUCAGAAUGGGCUAAAACCUUAUGAGAUUUAUUUAGUAUUUUAUUACUUAUUUUUGUAGCAUUUAUAGGCGGUUGCAUAACCUGCUAAAGAUCUUCCUCCAUUAUUAUCAUUACAUUUAUGUCUCCAGAAAGGAAAAAAGACGUUAAAGAGUUCAAACUGAUGUGUGUAAUUUAAUUAAAUUGUUAUUUUUUUGGAUGUUCAAAUACAUUAUUCUAUUCCAGUUUUAUAUGUAGAAACAAUUAAACCAUUUAUAGUUUGAUUUCCCUGAAAAGUGUAAACACUGUGGCUUUGUGGCACUUUUGACAUUCUUCUAUUUGUUUGGAGCAUCCUGUCCAGCCCGACUCAACAACACCAGCUCAACCAAUGGUGUGAGUUUGAAGCAGGACUAUGUGUUAGUUUGACAAAUGACAGAUAAAAAGUGUAUUCAAAAAGCUGUUUAAAAAUUAUGCUUAUUUUUGCAAUUCAGUUUGGUGACGCUAUUGGUGCAGAAUUGACACACUCUAGCUUUAAAAGCAAACACUUAUUUUUUUUUUAAUAUUUAUAUUAUAAUAUUUCAUAUUUUCUUUCUAUAUAAAGUUUACAGUAAACAUAUAAGCAAACAUGACAUAGGAUCCUGAAAUAGCAGGAAAAUCAUCAUUAUGCAGAAAAUGAUUUAAAGGAAUAGUUCACCCAAAAAUAAAAAUGCUCUCAACAUAUACUCACACCAUACCACCCCAGAUGUAUAUGACUUUCUUUCUUCUGAUGAACACGAACAAAAUUUUAGAAAGAUAUCUUAUCUCUGAAGGUUCUUCCAGUGCAAGUUAAUGGUUUCCAGAAAAUAUGAAGGUCCAAAAAGCACAAACAGACUGCAUGAAUGUAAUCCACACGACUUGAUUAUAUCCAUAUCUUCAGAAAUUAUAUGAUAGGUUUUUUUUUUUUAACCAUAAAUCUCCACUUUCAAUUCUUUUGUUUUUUUGCUGAUUCACAUCAUUCGUGCAUAUCUGGACAGGGAGGAGAUUUUUAUAGUAAAAAAAGGACUAAAAUAUUGAUCAAUAAAUGUUUUAUUUUGCACAUUGGAGAACAGCAUCAGGAUAUAUUGGAAAAUAAUGUUUUGUCAAUAAAAUAAAAUAAAAUCAUAAUUUGUAUUCUAAGCCUAAAGCCUACUUUGAAAAAGAUAACUUUUGAUUUUUACUUAUUAAUCUUAGGUAUAUUGUAUCGCAUAUUGCUGCAUAUUAUCCAAGUUCAUCUCAUAUCACAUUUCUCCUAAUGUGCAGUGGACAGUUCUUAAUUUGUUUAUUUUUAGAAAUUCUUAUAACAUUAAUAUUUAAUAUGAUGGGACAGAGAAAUACUGUAAGAAAGGAUAUUGUCCCCCUAAAACAGCAGAUACUCUUAAAAUGGUGAUUACUGCUUAUGGGAAAGGUCAUGAAGCAUCAGUGUAUUACUCCCUGCUAAUUCAGAGUCUGUGGGAUGGAGCUUCGUCUUCUCUCAAGAGGUUAUGUUAGAAAGACUUAAACUUGGUAUUGGAACUUGGCGAUGCUAAAUUCCAAAACUUUUGAGUUUUCACUGCAUGGCGUGGCCGUUACGGUCUGACAAAGUUUGAUGUUUCGCCAUGAAACUCAUACAAUGUCCAAUCUGCCACAAACUUCACAUGUUUGAUUAUAGUCCCGGUCUGAAUACAUCUACGUGCCAAUAUUCAGUUAUAGUCAUAGGGCCACCUCCUGAUCUUGUACUUUAACAAAUUCCUCCCAGAUAUUUAAUCAGAUCAGCAUUAUAUUUAGUCAGUCUUAAUCUAAAGGCCUUGGUGAUGUUAAAUUGUGAAGCUUUUGAGUUUUCGUUGAAGGGCGAAACGUGACUUUGAGUACCAUUAUCAGCACCUGAUUAUGCUGUAAAUGUGACUUUGAAAACUAACCUCAGAGUACUUGCCAACCAAGCUCUGUGAAAUAAUAAAAAAAACUUUGUACAUGCCAGAGCACCACUGAC
Molecule: messenger RNA, 3394 nt
Organism: Xyrauchen texanus (razorback sucker)
Lineage: Eukaryota; Metazoa; Chordata; Actinopteri; Cypriniformes; Catostomidae
Product: lysoplasmalogenase-like
Exons: 3
Coding region: 121-870 (249 amino acids)
Cellular component (GO): membrane
Source: RefSeq, a predicted model, not a curated record